AUGUUAGGUGUUGUUGGUAUUCUAGCGGUAAAUCCCGCAGAAGCGUAUCCCGUUUUUGCACAACAAAACUACGCAAACCCACGUGAAGCAAACGGUCGUAUUGUUUGUGCUAACUGUCACUUAGCUCAAAAACCUGUUGAAAUUGAAGUUCCUCAAGCUGUUUUACCGAAUACAGUAUUUGAAGCGGUUAUUGAAAUUCCAUAUGAUAAACAAGUCAAACAAGUAUUAGCUAAUGGUAAAAAAGGUGAUUUAAAUGUUGGUAUGGUUUUAAUUCUUCCAGAAGGUUUUGAAUUGGCGCCACCAGAUCGUAUUCCUGAAGAAAUCAAGAAAAAAGUAGGUAAUCUUUACUACCAACCAUACAGUCCAGAACAAAAAAAUAUUUUAGUUGUAGGUCCAGUACCAGGCAAAAAAUACAGCGAAAUGGUAGUUCCUAUUUUAUCCCCAGAUCCUGCUAAAAAUAAAAACGUUUCUUUUUUAAAAUAUCCUAUUUACUUUGGCGGUAACCGUGGCCGUGGUCAAGUUUAUCCGGAUGGUAAAAAAUCAAACAACACUAUCUAUAAUGCAUCAGCGGCUGGUAAAAUUGUAGCAAUUGCUCCUAUUGAGAAAAAAGGUGGUUAUGAAAUCACAAUUGAAAAAGCAAAUGGUGAAACUAUUAUCGAUAAAAUUCCAGCAGGUCCAGAUUUAAUUGUUAAAGAAGGCCAAAACGUCCAAGCAGAUCAACCUUUAACAAAUAACCCGAAUGUAGGUGGUUUUGGUCAAGCUGAAACUGAAAUUGUACUACAAAACCCAGCUCGUAUUCAAGGUUUAUUAGUAUUCUUUAGUUUUAUUUUAAUUACACAAAUUUUAUUAGUUCUUAAGAAAAAACAAUUUGAAAAAGUUCAAUUAGCAGAAAUGAACUUCUAAUUUUAUAAUAACGUUUUUUGCUUAUUAAGAUAAAAAUGUAGUUCUUACAACGAAAACACAAGUCUUGUGGUUUAUCGUAGUUUAAUGAGUAGCUCUAACCUAGUAAAGUUAAGCUAGGACGCUCUUCAUCCCCUAAAGGGGAACCGAAGGGGACAACCAACGCACUUC
Molecule: messenger RNA, 1071 nt
Organism: Volvox carteri f. nagariensis
Lineage: Eukaryota; Viridiplantae; Chlorophyta; Chlorophyceae; Chlamydomonadales; Volvocaceae
Exons: 1
Coding region: 1-903 (300 amino acids)
Biological process (GO): photosynthesis
Cellular component (GO): chloroplast; thylakoid membrane
Molecular function (GO): heme binding; iron ion binding; electron transfer activity
Source: RefSeq, a predicted model, not a curated record